This is a messenger RNA of Labrus bergylta (ballan wrasse), 4465 nucleotides long. It is a transcript of the gene ncapd3, whose product is annotated as non-SMC condensin II complex, subunit D3. Gene Ontology annotation, cellular component: condensed chromosome, centromeric region; condensin complex. NCBI's taxonomy places the organism in Eukaryota, Metazoa, Chordata, Actinopteri, Labriformes, Labridae. Gene Ontology annotation, biological process: meiotic chromosome condensation; mitotic chromosome condensation. Gene Ontology annotation, molecular function: histone binding. The record is from RefSeq and is a predicted model, not a curated record.
UCGAACAAGUCUGUAGCUCCAGGCGGGCGGGCUGAUUCAAAAUAUAACCACACAACAUGGAUUUAAUAUCUGCGCUGCAGUUCUUGAGAUUAAAUGAAAUCCCAAAAGCCUGGGUGGAUGAAGUGUGGGACUUGGAGUUCACCGAGAGGAAACAACUUGAUGACACCAUUGGAGAGGAACUUGUAGUGAUUGGAAACAGGGACUUCAAUAACCUGUACCAGUGUUUAUUGGCCCAUGCUGCUGAUCAACAGCAGUCUGCAGGCAGUGAUGGAGCUUCACAGAGUGUCUGGGCUACUCUGGGGGAAAACGGGGUGUCUGUUAAGACCUUGGUGGCUGUUUUGUCUCUCUUUGUCCUGGCCGGGAAAGUGAAGGCAGCCAACGUCCAGCAGAGAGUGAGCGGUCUGCGUGCUGCUGCCCUCUACCUGCUGCUGCUGGGCAUCCCAGGGAGCAUCGCCAACAAAGUUUUCCAUGAGGUUUUAAUGGACAUGUGUUCAGACAUAACCUCUCAAUGCUGGCCUCAGGACUCUGGAAAGAAGCGCAAGAAAGAUGUCCCAAAGAGUUCUCAGGCAGAGGGCAAGCGCUCCAAACCCCAGAGGAAAGACACUCCAGAGAUGGAAGUAGAUGAAGAAGGGGAGGAGGAUGAGGAGCUUCACUUCUCUGGCCAGGAUUUGAUGAAGAUCAGAGAUGCUGUGGUUUACUUGGUUCAAAGCCUCCUCAGACUCCUGCAGACUUUUCCUCUCAAAGACAGACCACAGAGCGCCAGUAACUGCACACAGAUCUUCAGUAAGCUGCUUUCCUUUGAGCCAGUUGUUGGAGAGGCAACCUUUGCUGCUGUGCAAGAUAUCACCAAGCUGAGGAGUGUUCCUGAGAUGGCUUACUACGGCCUGCGGCUGCUCUGCUCUCCGAAACAUGGAGACCAGAAAGAAUCCCUCCGGAGGGUUUUCCACCGACUUCUCUAUGUCAUCCUGAUGAUGAAUAAAAACAACACAGGGAAGCCUUCCCUCCUCAUACCCAGCCAGUCUGUCCUCUCCACCCGCAACCAGGCCAUCAGUUUUGUUUGUCACCUUGUGGAGGAGCUGAAGGAGCUGGCGCUGCCUUUCCUGCAAAUCCUCCUGCAGCAUAUCUGCUAUCAGAUGGUGGAGAAGAGUGAUUUUCGUAGCCACGGAGCCCAGGCUGUGGGUAUGUUGACGUCACAGAUGGCAAGUCAAGACUACGCCCGCUUCAUCAAGUGGCUGUUUAACUUCUCGAGACACUCAAAGAUGGUGCACCGGCUCUUCUCUGUGGACGUGGUGAUGGUUUUACUGGAGCAGCCAGAAAGGAGCUCUGAGGAUUGUCAGGAUCCAGAGCUUGCUAACUUCCUACCACACAAGUUCCUGAUCCAGAAUCUGCUUUUCACUCGGCGGAUGGACGACUCCCCGACUGUCCAAGGCCACGCCCUCUCCUGCCUGGCCCAGUGUUUGGAGCUGCCUUCAUUUAACGUCACCAGGGCCGUCCACAACCUCUUCUCGCCCACUGCAACCCAGACAGUGUUGGAGAGUGAAAUCACAGAAGAGAGUCACAGUUCCCAGCACACUCAGAAAACCUACCGCACUCUGCCCUUCAGGACCGUGGAGAUCAGCAGCACUGACAGCUCCAGCCUUGAUGCAAAAGAGAACGUGGCUCUUCUCUUGCGGCGUGUGAAAGACUCCAAGGCCAAUGUGAGGAAAUCAGCCCUGCAGGCUCUCAUUGGUCUUCUGAAACACGAUGUGAUCCCAGCCAGCUGGGAGAACUUGUCCACGCUGUCAGAACGCUGCAGAGACCCCGCUGUGUCUGUAAAGAAGAAGGCCCUGCAGUGUUUAGGAGAGCUGCUUGCUGCUAAACCUGAGUGCAGUGCGGUGCAGAAGGCGUGGCUGCAGGGUGUGGUACCAGCAGUGGUGGACUCUGAGAGCUCAGUGCAGGUAAAGGCCCUUGAGGCUCUGGAUCAGGUGCUGCUUAGCCGGAUCAAACCUUACUCUGCCGACCGCUAUAUGGAUGCCAGUCAGAGUCUGACCUGGGCGCUGUUGGACCUGCUCUGCCAGGAAUGCCAGAACCUCAGCCGAUAUUUCAGCAGGGCUUUCACCAUCUGGUCCAAACAGAACAUGUUCACCCCGACAUUCAUCACCAACCUGAUCUCACACACUGAGGCUGAUCACGCCGCUGGGGCCUGGCUGCUGCUCUCCAAGGUGGUCACUUCGUCCUCAAAACUUCCUUAUGGAAAGAUCCUGGAUGCCUGGAACAACAUGAUCACAUCAAAGGGCGUACCAGUGACAACCUGCUGUCACAUCCUGUGUGUAAUGGGAGACAUCGCCGCUCAUUUGAAUGAAGACACCAAAGACAGGAUAGUUAGUGAUCUGAUGUCUUGGUUAAAGACCUUCACUUUGUCUCUGGAGGUGAUCAGUGCUGCUGUUGAGACUCUUCAUCAACUUGGCCACAGUGAGGAUGUCAAACAGACCCAGGCUUUUCUGAACCAGCACUGUGGUGAGCUGGUGUCUGUGUGUGAAGCUUAUCUAGCUGCCAUCAUCCUGAGUGAAAAGGGAAACGAGAACUUGAAUGAAGAGCUUAUGAUAAAACACCUCCACACUCUGGGUGUGGCAUCACUCCACUGUCCUUUAAAGGUUGGCAAGAGGACGGUGCUGCUUGUGGAAUCAGUCCUGACAACACAAUCUGACAGAGUGGCAGAGUUACAGGGAGAGUUACCGGCCUCACAGCCUCUGUCUCAGUUCAGAGCAAACUCUCUGCCCACCAGAGUUAGAGCGCACGGAGUCAUCACCUUAGGUAAACUCUGUCUGCAGCAUGAGGAACUAGUCCAGAAGUACCUGCCGGUGUUUGCCAGAGAGCUGGAGGUUGGCACAGAGGUUGCCGUGCGCAACAAUGUGGUGGUGAUCAUGUGUGAUUUGUGUGUUCGAUACACCAACAUCGUGGAUCACUACAUCCCAAACAUCUCCGCCUGUCUGCAAGAUAAUGAAGCUGUAAUCAGGGAACAGACCCUCAUCAUGCUGACCAACCUGCUUCAGGAGGAGUUUGUGAAAUGGAAGGGGUCUCUCUUCUUUCGCUUCAUGGUGGCCUUGGUCGACCCAAUCCCUGCCAUUGCCAGUUUGUGUGAAUACUGCCUGCUCCACCUGCUGCUAAAGAAGAACCCAGAAAUGUUCAGCAUGCAUUUCAUCGAGUGCAUCUUCCACUUCAACUCCUAUGACCAACACAAGACCUACAACAAGUUCACUCAAAGUGAGAGAGAAAGGGUUAAGUUUUCACUGAAAGGAGCACAGCACCGUGAGAAGCGUUUUAGGAUCUACCGCUUCCUGUUGGAGCACUUCACAGACGCCCAGCGCUUCAACAUUGUCAACAAAAUCAACCAGUCUGUCCUGGCAUGCUUUGCAGACGAGGAGCUGCCACUGGAUGCAGACAGUGUUGAAAUUCUUUCAGAGACCUUUAAAAUUCUGAGUCUGAAGGAGAUGAAGCUGCAGGCUGUAUCUGUUCCAGCAGGAGGCCCAGCAGAGGAGGAACCAGAGGAGGAGAACAUGGCUAACAUGGCCAAAGCUGUCCUGCAGGCUGCACAGAAGAAGGUGGUAUCACAGGUCCAGAAGAAGGCCUUCAUAGAGAACACAGUUCCUCUCAUCAUCGGCCUGAAGAGUCUGCUUGAGCAGAAACGCUCUCCUGUCCUCAGAGACCUUAUGGCAUACCUCCAGGUGACGAUGCAGGAUUACCGUAACGAGGUGAAGGAGUUUUUCUCUGGAGAUGAGCAGCUGGCGGCCGAGCUGGAGUUUGCUUUGAAGACAGCUGAGAGGGAGAGAGAGGUAGAGCAACAAAUAGACAUCUGCAGUCUGGAAGGAGAUGCCAGAACUCCCACUGCACAGGCUCCAGUCCUCGGCUCUUCCAAGUCCAAGCCCCUCCUCCCAUUUACUUUUGCUACUCCACAGCCACGGCGGCCAAAUGUCCUGUCUGCUAGACUGGCUCACACUGACAGGCGUGCUCAAAGAUCCAGGCAGGAGGAAGGUGUCCAGUCUAAGUCAAUCACUCUGGAAAGAACAGUGAUGCCUAAAGGAGUCGUGAAUGACCGAGCCAUCAGCACACCAAAGGGUGUCAACAUUAACCUAACAUUUGAUGAAGGACUGAGUGCCAUCUUCAGUGACCAAGGAAGAACUCCUGUCGGGGAAACCAGUGUUCUACAUGUGAGGUCAAAUGAGCAGCAAGCUCCUGGACUGAGGCAGUGGAAUGUGCAGUCUCCUCUCCGCCAGAAGAGACAAUCAUCUAAACAUUAGUCGACAUACUGUUUCAUUUCUUUUGAUUCAGGUAUUUGUCUUCAAAACAACUUAUUCUCUUCCUACUAACUACAGUUUAACUUCCAUCCCCCUAUUGUAUGUUGGUGUGUCUUUGUCUUCAUCUCUGAUAUGUCUGUGUCACUGCUUGUCUUUUGUAUUUCUGGGUAAUAAAUUGACAUGUCAUAUGA